AUGAUUGAUCUGGGUCAGGUUCUGUCGGAGCUGAUUCAAAACUGGACACUGCUUGAGACGUCCCUUGGGGCGAUUGCGCGGAUAAAAGAUUUCGCCGAAAGUACGCCCAGUGAGGAGAAGGAUCUGGGCGUUCAGGUUCAGGAACCCACACCGGAAUGGCCCCGUCACGGGGAGAUCGUGUUUGCUGAUACAAGCAUCGCGUAUGAUUGCUCGGAGGGGGCUAAGCCCGUACUAGAUGGUAUUAGCCUUCAUGUACAUGCCGGUGAAAAGGUUGGAUUGUGUGGUAAGUCUGGAAGUGGUAAAAGCUCUCUCGCAUUAUCGCUCCUCCGCCUCAACGAGAUACUGUCAGGGAAGAUCCUCAUCGAUGGACAAGACAUCUCCCUCAUAUCCCGAUCGUCGAUCCGACAGCACAUCAGCUGUCUUAGUCAAGAGCCAUUUCUUUUCCCAGGCACGAUCCGACAAAACGCCGAUCCGCUGAAAAUGCUUGCGAGCCAGGAUAUCAUCAGUGCGCUGCAGUGCGUUGGAGUUUGGAAUGCUCUCCUUGCCCACCACGAUGGAGAUGGUGAAACGGUGCUAGAUGCCAAACUGAAUGAGAAGGCCUUAUCCCAGGGCCAGAAGCAAUUAUUCUGUCUAGCGCGGGCACUAUUGAAGAAGAGUAAGAUUCUAUUACUCGAUGAGCCAACGAGCAGUCUGGACACUGACACGGACGCAAGAGUACAGAAGGUCAUACGGGAAUCAUUCUCAGACUGCACCGUGAUCAUGGUAGCCCACCGGAUUCACACUCUCUUGGACUUUGACCGAGUCGUCGUCCUAGAUAGUGGUCGGAUUAUCGAAUCAGGUCAUCCGCGCGAGUUAUUGGGCAGGCCAGAUGGGGCAUUUGCGAAGCUGUUAAAGCUGGAGUCAUGA
This is a messenger RNA of Aspergillus oryzae RIB40, 906 nucleotides long. RefSeq lists its product as uncharacterized. Lineage: Eukaryota; Fungi; Ascomycota; Eurotiomycetes; Eurotiales; Aspergillaceae. The record is from RefSeq and is a predicted model, not a curated record. Gene Ontology annotation, molecular function: ATP hydrolysis activity; ATPase-coupled transmembrane transporter activity; ATP binding. Bases 1 to 906 code for a protein of 301 amino acids. The transcript is spliced from 3 exons. Gene Ontology annotation, cellular component: membrane. Gene Ontology annotation, biological process: transmembrane transport.